AUUCUCUCUUCUUCUUCUGCCCGCUCUGUUGGCCAUCUCUAGGGAAGGGGGCCAGAGGUGAAGUGAAAUCAACCUCGAUCACGGUCAUCGUGACCCUCUAACCCUAACUCUGACUAGAAGUUCUACAAAGUAUUUUCGAAAAUUAGACAAAAAAUGAGCGACAACGGGAAGAACAGGGGUCUCACGGCCGACCCGGAGAGGCAGUUCCAUUACGGCACGUUUCAAGGCGUGGCAAACUACUAUCCUCCGCCUCCUGUGGUGCCGCCUCAUCUGGUUGUUGGCAUCCCCCAGCCUGUGCCUCCUCAGGCGUCCAUCCCCAAUAGUCAUUUCCCCUACGGCUACCAAACCGUCGCUGGUUAUGCUGUAACUGAGGGGCGACUGGAAAGAGAGCACCGGAUUCCAUGCUGUGGUAUGGGCAUGGGAUGGGUCUUGUUUAUUAUUGGUUUCUUCCUUGGUGGCAUUCCAUGGUAUGUUGGAACUUUCAUUCUACUAUGUGUACGAGUGGAUUACAGAGAAAAACCUGGAUAUGUUGCCUGUGCAAUAGCUUUUCACCAGUACCAGGUUGUUGGAAGAGGGCUUCCAACUGAGUCGGAUGAACACCCAAAGAUUUUCAGGAUGAAAUUGUGGGCAACAAAUGAGGUUCGGGCCAAGUCUAAGUUCUGGUACUUUUUGAGGAAGCUUAAGAAGGUCAAGAAGAGCAAUGGGCAAGUCCUUGCAAUCAAUGAGAUUUUUGAGAAGAACCCUACCAAGAUCAAGAAUUAUGGAAUCUGGCUGCGAUACCAAAGUCGAACUGGUUAUCACAACAUGUACAAGGAAUACAGAGACAUCACUCUUAAUGGGGCUGUGGAACAGAUGUAUACUGAGAUGGGUUCUCGCCACAGGGUCAGGUUUCCUUGCAUUCAGAUUAUCAAGACUGCCACCAUCCCAGCCAAACUGUGCAAGAGGGACAGCACCAAGCAGUUCCACAACUCCAAGAUCAAGUUCCCAUUGGUGUUCAGGAAGGUGAGACCACCAACCAGGAAGCUGAAGACCACAUACAAGGCUUCAAGGCCUAACCUAUUUACCUGAUUCUCUAUCACCAGCAAUUAGUGAGUUAGCAAGAAGUAAAAAUUGUGCCGUCUCUUGUUCCCAGAAUUACUGCGUAUUUUAUUUGAAAGAUCUUGAUAACCAGACUGCAGCUUGUCAGUAUUCCUUUUUUUAUUUUUUUACAUUCUAAGUUUAUGGACAUGGUACUUUCUUUAUGGCCAAGGUAUAAACUUCAGCUUUUGUCGUGUGAA
Messenger RNA from Tripterygium wilfordii, 1277 nucleotides. RefSeq names its product 60S ribosomal protein L18a. Gene Ontology annotation, molecular function: structural constituent of ribosome. The transcript is spliced from 6 exons. Lineage: Eukaryota; Viridiplantae; Streptophyta; Magnoliopsida; Celastrales; Celastraceae. Gene Ontology annotation, cellular component: ribosome; cytosolic large ribosomal subunit. Gene Ontology annotation, biological process: translation. Bases 154 to 1068 code for a protein of 304 amino acids. The record is from RefSeq and is a predicted model, not a curated record.